Salvelinus sp. IW2-2015 is the source of this 3812-nucleotide messenger RNA. NCBI's taxonomy places the organism in Eukaryota, Metazoa, Chordata, Actinopteri, Salmoniformes, Salmonidae. The record is from RefSeq and is a predicted model, not a curated record.
GAAAAUGGCGGAAGUGGAGGUUCGAAUUAAGCAACGCGUCGAGCAAAGUUGGUGAAGACGAAUGUUCUGAAUAGACAAUUGGUAGCAUCGAAAACUGGAACAAAAAGGAAAUUGUCUAAAAUUGGAGUAGAGGAUACGUGUGUUAGUUAUAAUGAAUCGCUUCUUGUUGGCAUUCCUAUUCAUUCCUUUACACUUGUGUGUAUGAGGUAGUUGUUGUGGAAUUGUUAGAUUACUUGUUAGAUAUGUGGGAUACCCGCUUGAGGUGUCGAAAAUGGUGAAGUAUGCGCUUGUAAAAGUGGGAGUCUUGUCAGAGUGACCAGGAGUGGUCUUAUUUUGAUUAAUUAUAUUUCUGAAGAGCGAGCAGAGGAAGAUUGCAAUGGGCCUCAAAAUAACCCGGACAACAUAAAUGUUGUGUUUUGAAUUUCGGAGUAGAGUUCCCGUCAAAGGAGUCAUCUCAGGGGUGACGACGGAUGUCCAGGUUGAAUACCAUAAUAUAAAUCCUUGUGUGGUUGGUGCCCGGCGUCGGACCCGCUGGGUGAAGGGAGGGAAAAAAAUAAAGUGUCGGUCGGGUUGUUUUUUGAUUAAGAGCAAAUACCUACGCAUGUGAAGCUUAGUUAUGUAAGAUACGCCGUAAGAGCUUGAGUCCCCAAACCACUACAGUGUACGAAUUGUAAAGAAUUUGGCCAUGUUUCAAGUGUGUGCAGACUAACAGAGUACACCAAAGAACAAUGUGUAGAAGGACAGUUGCAAUUGUGGUGGGGAACAUGAUCCUGAGUUCCUGGAGUGCCCUGUAAGGGUGACAUUGAGGUGGCAAAAGUCAGAUUGGUCAAUCGAAUCUCCUAUGCGGAGGCAAUUAAAAUAAUUGAGAAAACAAGUGAUGCUAGUGAAGAUAUGGUGGUGGAUACACCACAGCAUGUAGUAAAUGUUUGCCGACAGACAGAAAAUACCKUGCGUGUUAAAAAGUUGGAUUUUGUUGCGUUCAUUGCCAGUUCUAAACAGUACAGCACAAGUCGCAAAGAAGUCGAAGAAACUYYACAUGGUUUGGCUGCGGCAGAAUCGUUUUUGAAAAUGAAGACCUACAAGGGGUACUGGCGCCGGAGAACCCGCUCUCCCAUUUUCAACUGGAGCCUGUGUAUGGAUCACAUGUUUUAUUUAUUUUUUAACAUAACAGUUUUUUGAUUUAUUUUUUGGUAGUUACGUUUUUCGGGUAAAUCCUGUUUCCAUCCCGCAUAGUAGAUGACGGGAUGUGUGAUCGUCAAUAUACCAUAGAAGAAGAAGAAAUUCUGAAGGAUUCCAAAAAUCCGUUAACCGGAAGUACUUAGUUAUUCUUGCAUGCGUCAUAGCGGUAUGCGAUAACAACACUUCAAUUGUUUGUUUGCGGAUGGCCAUAACGUUAUAGAAGAAGAGCCACAAUAACAACACAGCUCACUUGCCUUCACAGCAAAGAAGUAAGUUCAAUUUAUUGUAUUACUCAAUACGUUGCAAGUGUAAACUACAUGUGUUACAAACAAUACGUCAAGAAACAAUAACGAAGCAGCAAGCGAGUGCUUGUUUGAGUUAGCAGCGAAACUCACGUGAAAGUUUGCCAGUACGGUUGUUCUUUUUCCCGAAGGAAGACUUGUGAUUUGAGGGGGGAAAUGGCCACCACAUCUUCUCUUCCAGAGGAGGACCUCACCUGUCCCGUAUGCCGAGACAUCUUCAGAGACCCAGUCAUCCUGUUGUGUAGCCACAGKUUCUGUAUYGACUGUAUAKAUGGCUACUGGAGGGAGAAAGAAGUGAAGGAAUGUCCAGUCUGUAGGAAAAGAUCAAAACUCAGUGAUGCACCCCUCAACCGGGCUUUGAAGAACCUCUGUGAGGCCUACUCGAAGGAGAAAGCAUCAGCAGGUGUCCUCUGCAGUCUGCAUGGGGAGAAAUUAACUUUUCUGUCGAAACAUUUAUGUCCCAAUAGAAUAAAUGACCAUGACAUUGAGUCUGUGCUGAAGCUCCUACAGAACAAACUGGAGGUCCUUGAGGCAGACAGUCGAACUUGUGUUCAAACGGCAGAUACUAUCACGAGCCAGGCCCUGUCCACAGAGAGGAAAAUAAGGGAACAGUUUGAAGAGCUUCACCAGUUUCUACGAAAUGAAACGGUAGUCAGGAUUGCUGCCCUGAAGCAGGACGAAGACUACAAGAGUCAAAGGAUGCUGAGGAAGAUUGAGGAGAUGAACAGAGAGAUAUCGUCCCUUUCUGACACCAUCCAAACCRUAGAGGAAGAGCUAGGGGCUGAAAACAUCUCUUUGCUACAGGACUACGAGGUCAUCAAGAAAAGAGUUCAGUGCAUAUUGCCAGAUCCAGAGAGGGUUUCAGGAGCGCUGAUCGACGUGGCCAGACACCUUGGCAACCUGCAGUUCAGAGUCUGGGAGAACAUGCAGGAAAUUGUUGAGUAUACUCCUGUGAUUCUGGACCCCAACACUGCUCACCCAGAUCUCARCCUGUCUGGCGACCUGACCAGCUUCACAUGCAGACUCAGUGARGACCAACAGCAGCUUCCUGACAACCCAGAGAGGUUUAAACACCGCUAUGCUGUCCUGGGCUCAGAGGGCUUCAGCUCGGGGARACACAGCUGGGACGUAGAGGUUGGGGACAGCAAAGAGUGGGCAGUAGGUGUAGCCAUCGAGUCUUGCGAUAGGAAGGAGACGUCUCGGUGGCAUAUUAGUGGAGUKUGGUAUGUACUCUCAAGAGAAGGGAGUGACUAUAUUGACCAAGUGUCACCGAAUGCAUGUUACUGUCUUGAACCCUUUAAAGUGAAACCCCAGAGGAUCCGAGUGCAGCUGGACUGGGACAAAGAAACCGUGUCACUUUCUGAUCCUGUCAAUAACCAACGUAUUGGGUGUUUCUUCAAAAACCCUCAAAUAUUUUCAUUGAGUUUCACUGAGAGAAUUUUCCCGUUCCUCAGUGGGGACUAUGUCAGGGUUAUGCCAGUGAAGGCCUCUGUAACACUAUAGUACAGUUGGAGCUGAUAAUUACACAAGUCGGGUUUCGUGUUAAAACUAAACUACAGGCUAAAAAGCAAUUGACACAAACGAUUGCUAUGGGAACAUUGUUUACCAAUUUCAAAUGCAUUAAUUGAAAUGAAUCAGUUUGUUAAUUUUAAUGUCUCUUAAUAUCAGUAAACCCUUGUCUGAUAAUAGARAUGAGAACUGCAGGUUUAGUUCUGUUUGCUGUUUUUCAGUGUUUGUGCCUGUUGCUGAAUCUCAUUCAACAUCGACUUAAUGGGACAGAUUUGGAAUAUAUCGGGGGGGGUUUCCAUUUUGAAUGCCAGGUGUACUGAGCACAGAUAUCCUCGUUGGCCUUUUGACUAGUUUGUCUAGGGAAAUGUUACUGUUGUUCAGUUAAUCUUCUAGUUAAGUGUCCGCUAACCACGUAUGAUACAGCAAUCUGUCAGUCAAUGACAUGCAACCAUUAGUUGAUGCAACACUACCUUUGACUCAGCCUGUCUGUGACUGAGAUCACACUCUCCCUCUCUCACACUCCCCCUCUCUCUCCCACUUCCUCUCCAAAGAACUGACUCCCUCUCACUUCCUGAAUUCAUCCUUCUGUUUUUUAAAUUACAUUUGCUGUUUUGUUAUUUAGCCUUUUAAGCGCUUUGAGAUUUCUUCUCUAUCAGUAAUGGUCUUCCUGUCUGUGAAGUGUGCUUCUCCAUUCUAGUGUAAUUAUAUGUCAUGUAAGUUGAGUAAUUGCUGCAGUGUUUUAUACCAUGGUCAUGUUUUACAGCUUUUCUCAUGUAUUAAGUCAGUUUUCAUUUUAUACAUAAAAUUACAUUUUAAAUCUGU